Molecule: messenger RNA, 1866 nt
Organism: Rhinocladiella mackenziei CBS 650.93
Lineage: Eukaryota; Fungi; Ascomycota; Eurotiomycetes; Chaetothyriales; Herpotrichiellaceae
Exons: 1
Coding region: 1-1866 (621 amino acids)
Biological process (GO): carbohydrate metabolic process
Molecular function (GO): beta-glucosidase activity
Source: RefSeq, a predicted model, not a curated record
AUGGCGCUCUCAUUACCCUUAUUGUUCUUCCUUCUCGCACUUGCUGGUGCACAGCAACAUUAUAUCCCAAUAACCGGUCCGACUACUAGGCCUCAAUGUCCAGCUUCACUCCCUUUUAGCCAGCCCACAUAUCGAUAUGGAUCAUUUUCAUAUUCCAUGAGUGAGACUGUAAGGACAGCCACAUCAGUGCCUCCACCUACAAGUACAGCUACGUACGCACCACCCGCAGAAUCUCUCACAUCCCUGAUUCCACCCAUAUCAUACACAACAUGGGGACGCUGGGAUCCCAACGCGGCAACACGGGCAUCCGACACUAAUAACUCCUAUGGAAACGCAGCCUGGACAUCACUGUGGGAAUGGGCCAACCCUCCCAACUUCACCGAGACAGGCCUCUACAGCACAACCGUCUCGCCCACCCCAGUUCCAACGGAGGAACUCGUUCUCCCACCUCCUGAUCCCUUUGGACCUACAGACUGCUACGUCUUCCCGUCCGACUUCAUGUUCGGCGUCGCGAGCUCGUCCUCACAAAUCGAAGGCGCAACCGCAGACGAAGGCAAAUCUCCAUCCCUCAUGGACAUUCUCGUCCAAGGUCCCCUGCCCAAAGAUUACGUUACUAACGAAAAUUACUACCUAUACCAACAAGAUAUCGAACGCCUCGCUUCUAUGGGCGUGAAAUACUAUUCGUUCAGCGUCGCAUGGACUCGCAUCCUCCCCUUUGCAUUACCCGGCACACCCGUCAACCAGCAGGGCCUCGACCAUUACUCGGACCUCAUUGACUUCGUGCUGCAAAAGGGCAUGAUCCCAACUGUCACACUCCUACACUUCGACGUGCCGGUACAAUUCUAUGCGGACAACAUCACCGCAGCCCGAGAACCACCUUUGAUCGGCUACGUGAACGGCGGCUACCAAAACGAGACCUUUAUCGACGCCUAUGUCAACUAUGCGCAGAUCGUCAUGACGCACUACGCGGACCGGGUUCCCGUCUGGUUUACAUUCAAUGAACCCCUAUUGUACUGCGACAACGGGGCCUCGGUCAACAACGUCCUCAAGGCCCACGCCCAAGUCUACCAUUUCUACAAAGACGCGCUGAACGGCACAGGCAAGGUCUCGCUGAAACUCAACGACAACUUCGGCGUCCCUCGCAACCCAUCGAACCCAUCGGACGUCUAUGCGUCCGAGCACUUCAACACCUUCCAGCUCGCGACGUUCUGCAACCCCAUCUUUCUGGGCAUUGACUACCCAGACUCCUACAAGCAGACAGUCCCUGACUACGUACCCCUGUCGGCCUCGGACCUAUCCUAUAUCAACGGCACCGCUGACUUCCUCGGCGUGGACCCCUAUACCUCAACCGUCGUUUCCCCUCCGGUUCCCAACUCCAUCGACUCCAUCCUGGAGUGCACGACUAAUUCGUCAAGUAUCUAUUUCCCGUACUGUGUCAACCAGUCCACCCUCACGACCACCGGGUGGAACAUCGGCUAUCGCUCGCAAUCCUACGUCUACACCACGCCGACCUACCUGCGCCUGUAUCUUUCGUACCUGUACAACACCUUCCACACGCCCAUUGUCAUCACAGAAUUCGGAUUUCCCGUCUUCGCGGAAUCCGAAAUGGUCGAUCUUUCCGACGCCCUCUUCGACACGCCCCGCAGUCAAUACUAUCUGUCGUACUUGAGCGAAACGCUGCGUGCGAUCUGGGAAGACGGCGUACAUGUCAUGGGUGCAUUUGCGUGGACUUUUGCGGAUAAUUGGGAAUUUGGCGAUUAUGAUGCGCAUUUCGGGUUGCAGACAGUGAAUCGUACGACAAUGGAGAGAAGAUACAAAAAGAGCUUCUUCGAUUUGGUGGAUUUUGUUAAUGCGAGGACAAUUUAA